GGACACGUCACAUGUUUGGUGGGCCAAGUCGAGAUCUAGGUGAAAAACUAUAUAGCAAACGUGUGUGACCUCGUAGUAAAAAAUGGAAACCAGCUGGGGCACUCAGACAUCAUGUGUGAUAUGCACAUAUUUCUUAGGAUUUUUGGACCUGUUCGCGAUCAGCCUGAUCCUGCCGUUGAUGCUGACGCACGGCGAGAGUCUGGGCGCGUCGCCGAUGCUGAACGGCCUGGUGGGCUCCGUGUACGGUGGCCUGCAGCUCGUCUCGAGCCCACUCUGCGGGAGCUUAAGCGACCAGUACGGCCGGUCGCCGGUGCUACUGGUCUCGCUGUUCGCCUGCUGCAUCAGCUACCUCGUGCUGGCAUUCUCGGAGACCAUCAUCAUGCUCGUGAUCGCCAGGGUGCUCUCCGGAAGCUUCAAGCACACGCAGACGCUGUGCCGGACGCUGCUGGUGGACCUGCGGCCGCCCUCCGAGCGGCAGACGGCCAUCGGCUGGUUCAACGCCGUCUCCAGCAUGGGCUUCAUCGUGGGCCCCCCGAUCGGCGGGCAUCUGGCGGAGCUGGACGGCGGCUUUAGGCUCGUCACCCUGCUCUGCGCCAGCCUGUUCUGCGUCAUGUUCGUGCUGGCCUGCUUGCUAGUCCGCGACGGCCCGCGCAACCGGCACACGGCCGGCGCCGCCGCGCUGGGCGAGUCGCUCGCCUCCUUCCGCGACGUGCGCUGGGCCGACACAGCCGACCUCAUGCUCGUCCGCUUCUUCUACGCCUUCGCCGUGCUGCUGUUCCGCUCCAACUUCUCGUCGACGGCGAGCCGGCUGUAUGGGCUGACGCCGGUCGUGCUCGGCUACCUGAUGUCGUUUCAGGGCGUGGUGAGCGCCGGCGCCGGCCUGCUCAUUGGCCCGGUGGAGCGGCUCUGCGGCGACCGGCUCACCGAGCUGGUCGUUACGUCAGCCGCCUUCUGCGCCUCCCUGCUGGCCGCCAGCCUGGCACCCGACCUGCGCUGGCUGACGGCGGCGCUCGUGCCGCUGUGCGCGUGCACGUCGUCGCUGCGCGCGUGCGGCACGGCACUGACGCUGGACCGCACGCCGCCGGCGCACCACGGCCUGGUGAUGGGCGCCAGCCAGAAUAUCGCGGCGCUGGCGCGUCUGCUGCAGCUGGGCGGCUGCCGUCCAGAGCUGGCCACGGCGGGAUGGAGUGCUGGCGCGUGUUGUGUGGGCAUGUGA
This is a messenger RNA of Pollicipes pollicipes, 1216 nucleotides long. RefSeq names its product major facilitator superfamily domain-containing protein 9. Lineage: Eukaryota; Metazoa; Arthropoda; Thecostraca; Pollicipedomorpha; Pollicipedidae. Gene Ontology annotation, molecular function: transmembrane transporter activity. Gene Ontology annotation, biological process: transmembrane transport. The record is from RefSeq and is a predicted model, not a curated record. The transcript is spliced from 7 exons. Bases 83 to 1216 code for a protein of 377 amino acids.